AUGGCCGACAGCGCCAUUAGUACCGGUGCCAAACAUGACCCCGACCUACGACGGAGAAAUGUGCCAGAUGCCACCAAAGCCCAGGUGUUCACACCUGCGCCCACCGAGAAAGAUGACAAGAAGCGAAAACCACAGUCUACUUCGUUCCUGCAGGUACUAGCGGGUUGGGAACCAGUCCUGGCCCCCAUCAUCCUAACGCUGCUUUCCCUCUUCACUCGACUCUAUCGUAUCGGCCGCUCCAACAUCGUGACCUGGGAUGAAGCCCAUUUUGGCAAGUUCGGCUCCCACUACUUAAAACGCGAGUUUUACUUCGAUGUUCACCCUCCACUCGGAAAGAUGCUGGUUGGCCUUUCGGGCUACCUUGCUGGCUACAAUGGAUCUUUCGAAUUUAAAUCCGGUGAAAAAUACCCCGAAGACGUCAACUAUACCUUUAUGCGCGCCUUCAACGCUAUGUUCGGUGUUGUAUGCGUGCCAUUGGCCUACUACACGGCCCGUGACCUGAAUUUCCGCAAAGCUACUGUGUGGCUGAUCAGCUUCAUGGUCCUCUUCGAAAACUCAUAUGCCACGAUUUCCCGCUUCAUUCUGUUAGACUCCAUGCUCCUGUGCUUUACCUUCACAACUACGAUGUGCUGGGCUCGAUUCCACCGUCUUCAGCGAGCUAGCUUUACGCUAGAGUGGUAUACCUGGCUGUGUUUGACUGGCCUGAGUAUAGGCUGUGUCUGCAGUGUUAAAUGGGUCGGUUUCUUUUGCACUGCUAUUGUUGGCCUGUACACAAUCGAGGACCUGUGGAACAAAUUUGGCGACUUGAAGAUAUCUCAGGCGGUACUGGCGAAGCAUCUUUUUGCUCGUGUUGGAGGCCUAAUUGUCAUCCCAAUUCUGGUUUACAUGGCCUCAUUUUACGCGCACUUCCUCGUUCUUUCCAACAGCGGCCCGGGAGAUGCCCAAAUGAGCUCUCUCUUCCAAGCCAACCUGCGGGGUACCGAAGUUGGCAGGGAUAGUCCCCUCGAGGUUGCCCUUGGGUCACGCGUUACCCUGAAGAAUAUGGGAUACGGUGGUGGUCUUUUGCACUCUCAUGUUCAGACAUUCCCUGAAGGCUCCAACCAACAACAGGUUACUUGCUACCAUCACAAAGAUGCCAACAAUGACUGGUUUAUCUACCCUAACAGACACGAUCCGGAUUAUGAUGCCGAGGCCGACUUAAGAUUCAUCGGAGACGGCCAAACAAUUCGUCUUAUUCACGGUUCAACAGGUCGGAAUUUGCACUCCCAUGCCAUCCCUGCGCCAAUUUCCAAAUCUCACAACGAAGUUUCAUGCUACGGAAAUAUUACGAUUGGCGAUGACAAGGAUCAUUGGAAGAUCGAGGUGGUGGACGACGCUGCAUCCCGGGACCGCUCUCGGAUCCGAACACUAACCACUGCUUUCCGUCUUCGUCAUCCAGUGCUGGGCUGCUAUCUGCGGGCUGGAAAUGUCAACCUCCCACAAUGGGGCUUCAAACAGAUCGAGACUACCUGUGUCAAGGAAAACAAGCCCGGCGACGUAUACACACACUGGAAUGUCGAGUCACACAACAACGAGCGUCUACCUCCUGGCGACCCUGGCUCCUACAAGUCUCCAUUUUUGAAGGACUUCAUCCACUUGAAUGUGGCCAUGAUGACAUCCAACAAUGCGUUGGUCCCUGACCCAGACAAGCAAGAUGACCUUGCUUCAAAGUUUUGGCAAUGGCCAGUUUUGAAUGUUGGCUUGCGCAUGUGCUCUUGGGACGAUAGCGUGACCAAGUACUUCCUCCUUGGAAACCCCCUUGUUUACUGGGGAAGUACCGCCGGACUCGGUGGCUUCGGUUUGUUGUUCGUGUGGUACCUCCUUCGGUGGCAGAGAGGUUACCAAGAACUCAGCCAGGCGGACAUUGACCAGAUUCAUUAUUCCGGAAUUUACCCGCUUAUCGGCUGGGUUUUACACUACCUGCCUUUCAUCAUCAUGGCUCGCGUGACUUAUGUUCAUCACUACUACCCGGCUCUAUACUACGCCAUCUUGACCUUUGGCUUCUGUGUCGAUUGGAUCUCCCGAAGCUUAAACGCACGCUUUGUGGUCAUUAUGUAUGCCGUUCUCUAUGCCAUCGUCAUUGGGCUGUUUAUUCACUUCCGUGCCAUCGUGUUUGGAAUGGAGGGCCCUAGCCAACAGUGGAACCACCUACGCUGGUUGUCUGGAUGGCGGAUCUCGAACUAA
Penicillium angulare is the source of this 2223-nucleotide messenger RNA. RefSeq lists its product as uncharacterized. Lineage: Eukaryota; Fungi; Ascomycota; Eurotiomycetes; Eurotiales; Aspergillaceae. The transcript has 5 exons. Gene Ontology annotation, molecular function: dolichyl-phosphate-mannose-protein mannosyltransferase activity. Gene Ontology annotation, biological process: protein O-linked glycosylation via mannose. The record is from RefSeq and is a predicted model, not a curated record. Gene Ontology annotation, cellular component: membrane; endoplasmic reticulum. Bases 1 to 2223 code for a protein of 740 amino acids.